AUGGUUGCAGGGAUUAUUCCCCUCGAUCAUCUUGCGCCCCGACUGGCGGAGGUGUAUGCGACCCUUAGGGACGCGGAGGAUCUAGUCCCUCCGGGUAUUAAGGUGGCGCUGGGCGCUUUUGCUAGAAUCGGGGCGAUUGCCGCAUGGAAGGAAGAGGAAUUAGGUCUAAUAGGGAUAAUUGGAGAAACGGGUGCGCGGGUAAGGGCAGCUAUUGCCGAUAGGUUGGAUGAGUGGGUUGAGAGGCCGUACUAUAUAGGUACGACCUUUUACACCACUCAGCUGAUGACCGGACAUAGCUGUUUCCCUGCGUACCUACAAAGGAUUGGAAAGGUGACAUCUCCGCAGUGCUUUCACUGCGGAGCAAACGUGGACGAUGCGGACCACACCCUGAUCGACUGCCCUGCGUGGACGAAUGAACGGGACGAUCUUGUCAGGGACUUGGGUKGGAAAGCUACGCGAAUACCGGCCAAGCUUAUUAAGGGAGAGGCAUACAGGCAAUUUGUAUUGCACUAA
Messenger RNA from Polistes canadensis, 513 nucleotides. RefSeq lists its product as uncharacterized. The transcript is spliced from 2 exons. The record is from RefSeq and is a predicted model, not a curated record. NCBI's taxonomy places the organism in Eukaryota, Metazoa, Arthropoda, Insecta, Hymenoptera, Vespidae. The coding region runs from base 1 to 513 and encodes 170 amino acids.